CUCCACGCGGUCUUGGCGAUGCAGGGCCCCCCUGCGCCCGCCCCGGCCCCUGUGCCCAGCUCCCCACGGGGCUCCCCGCGCGGCUCCCCCGGGCUCUUCAGGAAGCUCCUGGUGAACCAGAGCAUCCGCCUGCAGCGGCGCUUCACCGUGGCCCAUCCGCUGUGCUUGGACCUGGAAAAUGGGCUCUCAUGCAGAAGAAGCGCCCUGGACCCUCAGGCUGGGUCUGGCCUUGGCCGGGUCAUCCAAGCCUCUGCCCAGCACAGCCAGAGGCGGGAGUCCUUCCUGUACCGCUCAGACAGUGACUACGAACUCUCGUCCAAGACCAUGUCCCGGAACUCCUCUGUGGCUAGCGACCUACACGGAGAAGACGUGAUUGUGACACCCUUUGCCCAGGUCCUGGCCAGUCUGAGGACGGUUCGGAGCAACGUUGCGUCCCUUGCCCACCUGCAAGGCCGCGGGGCAGCCAAGCAGGCAUGCGUCGGGAACACCCCAUCUGGCAGUCAGCCCCCUCCACCAACAGAGGACACUGGGCAGACGCUGGCUUUGGAGACACUGGAUGAGCUGGAUUGGUGUUUGGAUCAGCUGGAGACACUGCAGGCGCGGCACUCGGUGGGGGAGAUGGCCUCCAACAAGUUCAAGUGGAUGCUGAACCGGGAGUUGACUCACCUGUCUGAAGCCAGCCGCUCUGGGAACCAAGUGUCUGAGUACAUAUCCCAAACCUUCCUGGACCAGCAGACUGAGGUGGAGUUGCCCAGGGUGACCCCCACGGAGCCCCCAAGUCCCAUGUCCCAGAUCAGCGGCCUGCGUGGACUCCCCCACAGUACCAGCAUUUCUGCAGCCACUGUCCCACGCUUUGGGGUCCAGACUGAUCAGGAGGGGCAACUGGCCAAGGAGCUGGAAGACACCAAGAAGUGGGGGCUUGAUGUGUUCAAGGUGGCAGAGCUAAGUGAGAACCGGCCCCUCACAGCUAUCAUGUUCAGCAUCUUUCAGGAACGGGACCUGCUCAAGACAUUUCGGAUCCCAGCCGACACACUUGCCACCUACCUACUGACACUGGAGGGUCACUACCACAACGAUGUGGCCUACCACAAUAGCCUACACGCCGCUGACGUGGCCCAGUCUACACAUGUGCUGCUGGCCACACCUGCGCUCGAGGCCGUGUUCACAGACCUGGAAGUCCUGGCUGCCAUCUUUGCAAGCGCCAUCCAUGAUGUGGAUCAUCCUGGGGUCUCCAAUCAGUUUCUCAUUAACACCAACUCAGAGCUUGCACUUAUGUACAAUGAUACCUCCAUGCUGGAGAACCACCACCUGGCUGUGGGCUUCAAGCUGCUGCAGGCAGAGAACUGUGACAUCUUCCAGAACCUCACCAUCAAGCAGCGGCUGAGUCUGCGCAGGAUGGUCAUCGACAUGGUGCUGGCCACAGACAUGUCCAAACACAUGAACAUCCUGGCUGACCUCAAGACCAUGGUGGAGACCAAGAAGGUGACAAGCCUUGGAGUCUUGCUGCUAGACAACUACUCCGACCACAUCCAGGUCUUGCAGAGCCUGGUGCACUGUGCCGACCUCAGCAACCCCACCAAGCCGCUGCCGCUCUACCGCCAGUGGACAGACCGCAUCAUGGCUGAGUUCUUCCAGCAGGGCGACCGUGAGCGUGAAUCAGGCCUGGACAUCAGCCCCAUGUGCGAUAAGCUCACGGCCUCGGUGGAGAAGUCCCAGGUGGGUUUCAUUGACUACAUUGCCCACCCACUGUGGGAGACGUGGGCUGACCUGGUACACCCAGAUGCACAGGACCUGCUGGACACUCUGGAGGACAACCGCGAGUGGUACCAGAGCAAGAUCCCCCGCAGCCCUGUGGACCCCACCAGCCCCAAGCAGGGUGAUCCCGACAGAUUCCAGUUUCAGCUGACUCUGCAGGAGGCAGAAGAGGAGGAGGGAGAGGAGGAGGGAGCAUUGGGUGGGAAGGCCUCAGAGUCACCUGACACUGAGCUCCUGUCCCCUGAGGCCAGCCCAGACCCUGGGGCCCUAUACCUGGGCAACCAGAGGACCAUGGGCAAGCCCUGUGUGGACCAUGAGGGCAAUGUGAUGGCUGAGCCUUUGGGCACCUAGUGGCCCCUGAUGGGUGGGUGGACUUUCCAGGAAGAGGUCCCAAGUGGCCCCUGCUUUGCCUUCCACACCCACUGAGGGAGACAAUCAGGCUUUUAGCUACAGACAGUUCUCAGGGUUGAAUUGGAGGCACCUGGCGGGGUCCACGCUGACCCUGAGCUCAGCUGAGAGAGCUCUCCAAGGAGCUGGGCUGGGAGCAGCCUCUUCCAGGGCCCUUGAGUUCUCCCUCCUGGACUUCAACCCCUGGUGUAGAAAGGGAGUAUCUGCCAGGCCCCUUGUCUAUCUUCUCCAGUGGUCACUCUUCAGCCACGUCCAUCACUUUAUUCUUUCAUUCUUUAUCCGAUAUUUACUGGGCACCUACUGUGUGCCAGGCCUGUGCCUGUUAUGUGCCUCUGGGGUAGCCCUGCACAAGGAGGUGGGGAGUCAGCCUCAAGGAGAUGCCCCCUCCUCUAGACACCUCCCCUUCAUCUGCAAGGCAGCUCAUUACAAGAGAACAAGAACUUGAAUGGGAGAAUUCUCAGCACCAAAGCUUCAUCCAGACUCAAUUCUGGCUCUGGAGCUCUGGUGGGGGGUGAUAGGGGCCAUGAAAGAGAGGGCUGUGUGUCAGGAACUGUCUCUGAAGACUGAUUUAACCUUCAUUGCUUGUGCACUGGCUGUUGCUUUAAGUUGCUGUGGUUUCUGUCUUCAGGUCUAAGGAUCCUAGUUCUCCCUGGUCCCAGGACCCCCUCCUGGCUCCCUUAUACUUUCUCCCUCUCUAGAACAGCAACAAAAGCACAGACUUCUCCCCCACGGAAGUUCUCUCCAUCUUCUGAUUCUGAGGCUGUCUCAGAUUCCCCGUAGGGAAAAGGAGGCCUCUGAUGCUUUCUUGCGAGUCACAGCCCCUUCUGGGCCUCAGUUUCCCCUCCAUGGCCUGAUCCUUAGUACUUGGGUAAACUUUGGUUGGAGGGUGGUGUUUGUGACCUCCCUGAAAUAUCUUAGAAAUAUGGGGCAUUCUCUGGGGUUAAAUAAACUCUAUCACCCAUAAUUAGUACCGUGCCCAUUUCACGGAUGGGGAAACAGGAGCGGAGAGGUCCUGUGACCUGAGGGCUCAAGGCCCUGUAGGUUGGGGUCACACGUUAGCCAGCGGCGCCCUCUGGUGGCUGGAGGCGCAGCAGGGAGGCGGGGCGAAUUCGGGGCCCUUCCUCGCUUUGCCAGAAGUCUCUCCCGCGCCCAGCUUGGUUGAGUUCACCCUGAGGGUGCGGGCCUGGCACAGAGCAGGUGAGGCGGCUCUGUGCUCAAGUCUCAGAUUCAAUUCCCGCUUCCGGAGGCCUCAGUAUCCCCCCAUCCCACCACAUCCCCCACCCCCUAGCCUCCCUCCCUGCGUGUCUGAUGACUUAUACAUGGCACAAGUCAUCACAGCAGCCCCUGGCUUCAAGAACAGCAGGCUUCAUUCCUAAAUAAUUUCAUUAAUAAUUUCAUUCCAUUGAUGAGUCAUCGUCAUCACAAUUAAU
This is a messenger RNA of Balaenoptera musculus (blue whale), 3593 nucleotides long. RefSeq names its product phosphodiesterase 4C (gene PDE4C). Gene Ontology annotation, cellular component: nucleus; cytosol; perinuclear region of cytoplasm. Lineage: Eukaryota; Metazoa; Chordata; Mammalia; Artiodactyla; Balaenopteridae. The record is from RefSeq and is a predicted model, not a curated record. Gene Ontology annotation, biological process: signal transduction. The transcript has 15 exons. The coding region runs from base 19 to 2106 and encodes 695 amino acids. Gene Ontology annotation, molecular function: 3',5'-cyclic-AMP phosphodiesterase activity.